Molecule: messenger RNA, 1365 nt
Organism: Lolium perenne
Lineage: Eukaryota; Viridiplantae; Streptophyta; Magnoliopsida; Poales; Poaceae
Product: gamma-soluble NSF attachment protein
Biological process (GO): intracellular protein transport
Cellular component (GO): vacuolar membrane; SNARE complex
Molecular function (GO): soluble NSF attachment protein activity; syntaxin binding
Source: RefSeq, a predicted model, not a curated record
ACAUAUUUUUUUCCUGGCAGCUGUUGGACAACUGCCUGCGACGGGAUGAACUGACGCUGCACGGAUCUCGUCUCGUCUCAGAGAGGAACCGGAUCCCACCCCCACCCCAACCCCACGUCGCCAACCCUGCGGACACGCCACCUCUCAGUUCAGCUGCAUAGGCAGCAGCCGUCGCGGGAAUCUUGGAGGAGAAGCAGCCGAGAGGAGGAGGAGCCGGGGAAGCGGUGGUCUCCGCCAUGUCGAGCUCGUCUUCCGACCCGGAGAAGCUCAUGGCCAAGGCCGACAAAUUAACAAAACUGAGCUUUACAAGGUGGAAUGCAGAUUGGAAGAGUGCUACCGCCUUGUAUGAACAAGCUGCAAUUGCUUAUAAGUUCAGAAAGGACAAUGAGAAAGCAAAGGAUGCAUUUGAGAAAGCUUCAAAAGGACAAGAAAUGAUCUCUUCGCCCUGGGAUGCUGCUAAGCAUAUGGAAUCAGCUGCUGCUUUAGCAAAAGAGCUUGGACUUUGGAAUGAAGUUUCUGACUUCUAUCGCAGAGCAUCAGAAUUUUAUCGUGAAUGUGGAAGAUCGCAACCUGCCUCUGAUGCUCUUGCAAAGGGUGCCAGUGCCUUGGAGGAUAAAGCUCCAGAAGAAGCAAUUAAACUGUAUGAUGAUGCUUGCGUGCUUCUAGAAGAUGAUGGAAAGGAGCAGAUGGCUUUUGACUUAUACCGUGCUGCUGCCAGUUUAUAUGUGAAGCUUGAGAAGUACUCGGAUGCCGCUGCAUUCCAUUUAAGACUUGGUUCAGCUGCUGAUAAGAGCAAUGCCGUCAACAGCCAAUGCAAGGCUUAUCUGAGUGCAAUCAUUAUCUACCUUUAUGCCCAUGAUUUUCAACAAGCUCAGAAAUGCUACAAUGAUUGCUCAGAGGUCCAAGGCUUCCUAAACAGUGAGCAGAACCGAUGUGCAAUGAAACUGUUGGCUGCUUAUGAGGAAGGCGAUGCUGAAGAAAUCAAGCGUGCUGCUCAAUCAAGUACCAUCAAUCACCUAGACCAUGUGGUAAUUCGGCUUGCAAGGAAAUUGCCAACAGGUGAUCUGCAGGCCAUCAAAAGAGACCUACCAGGCGGUGACGGUGAUGACUUGGACGAGGAUGACCUAACUUGAGCCCAAAACUGCCCGGCAAGACGCAGAGAAAGCAACGAAUUGAGUCACUCAGAAACACACAAUUGAUGAACAGGAAAGAUUGUAAAGAUACACUCUGAAUCACAUAGAAAACUUGUAGGCUGCAUCUGUAUCAUGUUGUUUCCCUUGAUCGUUGUUUUGGAUCUUUGCACAUACACCCUACGUCUGUACUGCACGUUUGAUGUGGUUGAGAUGUUAUUAGUUGGUUUGAUUA